GUACGUACAUUUAUGCAUUUUAAACAAUAGCACUACAUCUCGUGAGGUCAUUCAUACAUGUAAAGAUAUUACUUUUAAUGCCAUAGGUUUAGAAAAAAGGGAAGCGUCAACUUGAUGCCUCCACCCCACCCUUACAGUAUAUAUUACACUGUUUCAUCAGUCAGAUCUCAUCUUCAUCAUGAUCAUCAUCAUCUCUCUGCUCCUGUUGGGCUCUCUGCUGCCAAACCUGAGCUUCACUUCCAGUGUCAAGGUGUGUAUAGUGAAUGGCACUAAACCCAGACAGCAGAUGACUCGGAGCGGAUCCGGCCCAGAGUCGUCUGCCGUCUGGGAAGCAACACCUCACUCCAGACCUUACAUGGUUUCUGUUCAGAAGAAUAGGAGACACAUUUGUGGAGGAUUCCUUAUUUCUGAUCAGUUUGUCUUGACUGCUGCACAUUGCAGAGACAGCAGCGAGAUUCUGACAGUUGUGGCAGGUGUACGUGACUUAGAAAGCAAACAGGAAAACCAUGUCCGCAUUAAUGUGAGAAACUAUACCAAGCAUCCACAAUACAAGACCGAUAAUAGAACACCUUACAUGGCCAACCUGAUGAUUCUGGAGCUUGAAACACAAGUCCAAAUAAACAACAAGAUCAACACGAUUCCCAUACCAAAAACACCUGGGGAGAUCAGUGUGGGCACUGAUUGCAGUGUUGCAGGCUGGGGAAGAAUAACUACUAGCGGACCUUUAAGUCAAACCCUCAAAGAGGCAAACGUGCAGAUUAUGAGUGACACAGUUUGUGCUCGAUGGGGACUGCAAUAUAAAGCUGAAGAGAUGAUGUGUGUAUAUGGCAGUGAAGGAUCGUGUUACGGGGAUUCAGGAGGUCCUUUGGUUUGUAACAACAUUGCGGUGGGCGUUACAUCCUUUGUAAACAGGAACAACUGCAACGAUCCUUAUCUGCAUAAUGUUUAUAUGAAAAUUUCUGCAUUUCUUCCAUGGAUCAAGGAAAUAGUACCACUACCACCUAAAUGAAUUCUGCAUAAUAAAGUGAUAUAAAUGCUUGCUAUUAUUUCUUUUAUCUUUCCAAACUGUCAUCUUUUAACAACUCAUUAAACAACAAUUUACAACUGCACUGUACUCAUCACAAACUAUGCUCUAUGCAUUAUGUUUUGUGGUUGUGUGUGUGUUUAAUGGUUGAAUUUCUGAUUUUCUCACAAACUGAUUUUAAAUAAAGCAUUGAGCAUCAAGCAUCAAUAA
This is a messenger RNA of Paramisgurnus dabryanus, 1234 nucleotides long. RefSeq names its product duodenase-1-like. Lineage: Eukaryota; Metazoa; Chordata; Actinopteri; Cypriniformes; Cobitidae. Gene Ontology annotation, molecular function: serine-type endopeptidase activity. The record is from RefSeq and is a predicted model, not a curated record. Gene Ontology annotation, biological process: proteolysis.